Messenger RNA from Paralichthys olivaceus (Japanese flounder), 1254 nucleotides. RefSeq names its product C1D nuclear receptor corepressor (gene c1d). The record is from RefSeq and is a predicted model, not a curated record. Gene Ontology annotation, molecular function: DNA binding; RNA binding. Lineage: Eukaryota; Metazoa; Chordata; Actinopteri; Pleuronectiformes; Paralichthyidae. Gene Ontology annotation, biological process: maturation of 5.8S rRNA; regulation of gene expression. Gene Ontology annotation, cellular component: exosome (RNase complex); nucleolus.
AAGAGACAAAGCGGAAGUGACGAUGGGGGAAACUGGCUUCCGUUGUUUCACGUCACUUCCUGUCUUUAGCCUGCAGCGUGUUGAAAAGGAACAUGGCGGCGGAGACGGAGGACUACCCUCAUGAGAUCGACGAACAGCUCACAGGCUUCGACUCCUCGGUGUCUUCCGUCAAAACCAUGUUGGAGCAGCUGAUGUCUUUGAACAAGAACGACCUCCAGCAGAAGCUGGAUCCUUUGGAUCAAGCCAAACUGGAUCUGAUGUCUGCCUACACCCUCAACUCAUUAUUCUGGAUGUACUUGGUCACAAAAGGGGUAAAUCCCAGGGAGCAUGGAAUCAAGCAAGAGUUGGAGCGAAUCAGGACGUACAUGAACAGAGUGAAGGAGAUCGGGGAUAAGAAGAAAGCUGCCCGUCUGGAUAAGGGAGCUGCUGCACGUUUUGUCAGGAACGCUCUUUAUGAUGCAGAGGAAAAAGAAUCGAGAAAGAAAGCAGCGUCCAAGAAAACGCCGGACGCAGCAUCUGACGGCCCGAAGUCAAAGCGUCCGAAGCAGAGGUGAAGAAAGGGAGGAGGAGUUGAACAGUCUGGUUCCAUUACGCUGUGCACCACUGUCAAACACCUGAGUUGAUAUGUUUGCUAACAAGGAAUCCAAGUCUGUCUGAUGAGGCAUCAUACAAGACAACAGAAUGUUUCCGGGUCGCUCAGCGCUCAGGAUUCUACUUUGGAGUCAGAUCAUCGGUCGUUGUUUUCGUGCAGCAGUCAGUGAAUGUUGCUGGAUGUGGUAGAAACACAGCAUCCACGUUAUUUGAACACAUCUCUGGACAAAGUUCCACGCAGCUGCUCUAGAACUGAAUGGAUAUGAUGGUGUAAUAUUUUUGUAAUGUUACUUCAUCACUGAGUUUUGUGUGUACGUGUAGUUCUAUUACCAGUUUUAUUUGAAAACAGAGUAAAUCAUUGAUUGGGUCCAUGCAGGUAUUGAAAUGUCGUCUUAGAUUAUGGUUCUUUUAAACAAAAUGAUUGUCACCUGUGUAUUUUGAAAGUGAUUCUAUGAAUCAUGAGUCAUUCUUGCAUUUGACCUGUUUUUACUCACGUCUUUUUUCAAACCAAAGUCUGAUCAACUUUCAGUGAUGUGUUUUAUUUAGAAUUGACUUUUGCUGAAAAAUACAAAUCAAACCUGAUGUUUGAGUGUUUCUUUAUUCUGUUCUUUGGCUCAUUUUUCUCAUUGUUGCCUGUUUUUGUGCAGUAAAAAACGUAUUAAU